AUGGCGUCCUUGCUGAAGAGGAAACUCCACGAACUCGACAUCGUGCCCCGACCUCUGCUGCUCACCUCGACCGCACCAGCGCCAAACGCCCGCCUGCACAGCACUCUCGCUGCGGGCAAUCCAGUACGAGCCCUCGCUGCUGUCACGAUUGGAGGGUCUAGCGGCUGCGCCCCCCUUCCCGGCCGUAACGUCCUCUUCUCGGACCUUAGAAGCGUUCCUGUAGCCGUAUCGCCGUUGCCGAACGCCGGAGGGGUUCGGGGGGGCCAGCCGUCGUAUGCGGCUCAGCGAGCAAACGACGAUUUCUUUUUCGAUUAUGGGUACGCUUUUUGCUUUCGGCAAUCAGAGGCGUUCACUAAGCGGGGCUUUGGGUCCACGUGCAUCGGGAGCACCUGCAAGGGCAAGGUGCCCAUCUACUCCCGCGGUUUGGAUCCUUUCCUCUGGGAUCGAAAGCGAAAUCGGGGUGGUGCGAUCAUUUGUCCUGGCGGAGGAGGUCACCUGCUGUGCCUCCGCUGCUUGGACGCCAUGUAUGCUGGGGGUCGGCCGUUCGUUUCGACCGCCACGGGGGAGGUCGUUGACCGCGGUGACCUCUUCAGGAAGUACGAGGCCUUUCCCGCCUCGGAGGAGCUAAGAGAAGCGCAGCUGGGGCAGCCUGCGGUGCCGGGGGGGCACCAGUUCUUCGUCCAGAGGCGAGAUCUGUUCGCAUGCCCAUACUGCAAGAAGAAGAACCGGGGGUCCCCCGAAAGGAAGCGGCUCGAAUUGGGGCCGACUCCAAAGGAACUCGGGCCGACUGCGAUCCUUGGAGAGUUGAAGCGGAGCGCGGUCCCUCCAACAAUCAUCGCACCCGGCCUCUUUCUCCUCCCGCAACUGGACGUCAAUUGCCGGCUUCUCGACAUCUCGUUGAGGGACGGAAGGCCCGUCAACGUUCCCAGGCUCGUCCAGGUGGACCAUCUGGGUGACUACAAGUGCAUGUGCGGCCAGAGAGCGUGCAGAGAGCACGAAGUUGGAUUUCUCAGAGACACGGCCUUCAUGGACGGAUGGUGGCAGAGGGUUUCGGAGGAGGUCGAGCCUCUCUUCGGCUCGUUCAGCGGCGGAAAGAGCUUCGUACGCGAGGUAACGGGUAGUGGGCUUGCAGCCCGGGUACUCCCACUCGAUCGGGACGGCCACCUUGGGGUGCCCCUUACUGGCCUCAAUGCGGAGGCCUGGGUGGGGCCGCAGCUGCGCGUCUUUGUGACCUCUGAGGGAGCCGAUGACUCUCCGGCGGUCUGCGUGCUCGCCGGAAGGAGCGCCUUCUGCGACAGAUGCUCGGAGCAGGAGCGGUGUCCGCACGUACAGAGGGUGCUUUCGAUAACAGGGGAAGGAAACGGGGUUCAGAUUGGGCCUGGUUCGGAGGCGACCAGGGCAGACGUGCAGAGAGAAGCAACGAAUUCGGACAAGCGUGCCGAGAGGUCGGCCCUUAGAGCGUCGGGGCAGAUGAAGCUCUGGGUCUGCAACGACCCCGUGUGUCGAAGGCCCGACUCAAAGGUUGCGUGCGUGCAUGAAGACACGACGCUCGAGGAGUGGGAGUGCCUCCCUGCAGCAGCCUUGGACAUGGGGCACAGCCACAAGAAGAUCGACACAGUCAUGAGCAGGGGUGGGCAGCAAGUCACGAGCCUCUGCGAGCGCUGGGGGGACGAGGGAGUGCGUGAACGGAACGAGGCAGAGUACUUUUGCGCUCCAAGGCCCGUUGAAUCGCUCUCACCUUGCAGGCGGCCAUGGCAACUGGAGAGCAGGAGUGGAUCGCUCUAUACGGCUGGGGCGCGCUAUCCGGUGAUGACGUACCGACGGGUUUGCAGGAUCGCUCCAGGACGGGAGGCUGCGUGCUGCUCGGUGGCUUACGACGGUCAGGAAGACGGUAUCUUCAACUUCUCCGGCACGACGCUCAUCUCGCACGGCCUCCUGCUGCGCAACCACUUUGCGGCGGCCCUAGGUGCAUCCCAUAGCCUCAACUUUGACGCCAACGACAUGGCCACCAGGAGUCUCGAAGGGCCGGAUGCUCCCAGGCUGGACGAUCGCGUCUUCGACGCCGCGAUGCAAGCCUUCAACGAUUUGGCAGCCCGCUCUCGGAUCCAGCACGUCUGCAAACGUCCUGAUUGCGCUCAUCUGUACACGUCUGAAGUUCGAGCUGCUGAGGCAGAGGCAGAGGGAGCUGAGUGCCCGCUCAAACCGGAGCGGACAGAGGGGUCGCCCCUGAACCUUUCAACCUACGCCUUCAGCCGGGAUAAGGUCAUCACGUUCGACGGCACAUUUUUUCCCAACUCCAGUGCUAUGCGGGACAGCAGCGAGGCCUCUCUGCAUAGCAUAUGUGAGCCGGACCCGGGCGCACCUCGCGUGGCAGGGGGUUUCACCCCUCUGAGCAUCGGUGGGGUGCGGCCUUCGAACGUCCCGCUCGAGGGGAUCGACUGCCCUUGGAAGUUUAGAAACGGGCUGUCGGAAUUGAGGCCGGCCGUACGAGCAGCGGCCUUCCGUUGGUGCAACUUCCGCAAGGCGCCUGCUCAAGGGUCAAACACGCCUCUCUCGGCGGAGGAAUUCGUGGCCAUGCGUGAGGGGUUGCCGGCAAACCUGAGGGCCCUGAUCGACCUUGCGACGGAGUCGGGAACUUGCUCCGACCCUACGACUUGUGCGGUCUGCAAGGCCGUGCCCCGGAGGCCCUGGAUGGACGGAGUUUUGAAGGGGGGCCCAGUAGCGCCCACGGGUUGGUGCCCAACCCACUUCCAGCCAUACGCAGCCCUCCUGCACGCUCUCUUGAUACCCCGCUACAGCUGGGUAUUUGGGCACAUCGUGACGCUGAAGCUGCUUCGACAUCUGUUGCUCGAGGGGCCGGUUGACAACUUGGGGCUUGCUUACCUCGCCAACGAUGGGCCAAUGCUAGCAGCCAUUCUCCGGCUGCACUCAAUUGGUGAAGUGCAAACGGGUCCUCGACUGUACGCCCUCCCAGCGGCACUGCGUCCGCUCCUCCGGGACAUCUACGCAACCAACCUCCUCUGCUUCGAACCGAGUGCCAACCGCCCUAGCGCCUCCGGUCGGUCCCCUCUGGCGACGCUCCAUGAUGCUACGGAGCAUCUGUGGGCCUUGGAGUGUGAGAGGCUUCGGUCUCUAGGCAACUUAGGAGAUCCUGGCAUGGUCUAUGCGGAACAGCGUGGAAUUGCGCUCAAGGGGGCCGCCAACGCUCUCCUCUUCGAGCUUGAGGUGCGAGAGCCUCAAUGCUACGAUUCUGACGGCUUUCUACGAGAGGCCUCGACAACUUAUAGGGAGCGUGUGGGAACCGUAUCAAUCUACGAUUUUCACCCGCUGCUCUACGGGCGGCCGCAAUUCACGAAUUGGGAGGACGCAUCCGGUCGGGGGAAGAAAGGCUCCGAGGAGCGGCUCGCCCAGCACUGUGGGGCCCCAAAUCCUCGUUCGGCUAAGGGCCGAGCGGGGAUAUUUAUAGCAUGCUGUCAACAUCGGGCGCCUCUUGGGUACCAUUGGCUGAAGGGCGGGGAAAGCGUGUCCGACCUAGGGACCGCCGCACUCACACGCUUACCUUUCAAGACGCUCCGGGGCCUGACGAUCAUCGAGGAUGCCGCUUGCAAUGCCCAGGAGUGGUUUCUCAACCGGGUACCGCAGCUGGCCAAGUUCAUGCUGUUCCUUGUCGAUCGCUUCCACUCAGGCCCAAUCAGCUGCGCGCCUGCUGGAGCGGCCAAGCGAUACGCGACGCACACCUGCUCGCCAACUCUGUUUAUCGACUCCUAUCCGCAGCACGACCAUACCAUAACGACAGCUAGCGAAGGGAUCAACUCGGGCUUGAAGCGAUCGGCGGCUAGUCUCCAGCAAAUCACGAGCAUACGUCGGCUCAUGAGUAGAGUCACGACGAUUCUCGAUACGCUGUUUGAGAGAUCAAAGUUUGCAGUGUAUUAUUGGGCUCAAAGCAAUGUUGAGAGCAGCCCGCUACGGGAAUCGAUCAGGGCGUCUCGCUGCUAA
Molecule: messenger RNA, 3996 nt
Organism: Klebsormidium nitens
Lineage: Eukaryota; Viridiplantae; Streptophyta; Klebsormidiophyceae; Klebsormidiales; Klebsormidiaceae
Source: the annotation of a GenBank genome assembly